ACCUCCGUUGGUAGUUGGUUUUGGUUCGCAAAUACUAUUGCGGUUUUCUCAUUUUAUUUUGUCAUAAAAUAUGUGCCAGGUUUUUUGUCAGAAUUAUAUUUAAUAGGGAAGUUGAGAAAACUACAAAAAGAAUCGAAAAUGACCUCCAGUUAUGAUGUUCCAAAAAGAUGGUUUCUACACUUCUACAUUGUUGGGGUGGUGGUUAACUUCGUCCUCCUGUCUUUCAUACUACUCGGAUGGUUUCCACAACCUGUUUACUCACUGUUACACCUGCUACACAUGCCCAAUCGUAUUCCAGAGGUUGAUGUUCUGCCAGUGUUGUUGGUGCUGGUGAUGGAACUGAUCCAGGUGGUACGGCGUGCCUACGAGUGUCUGUAUGUCCACGUCUUCUCAAACUCCAACAUGAGCAUCGUUCACUAUGUCAUUGGUCUACUUUUCUACGCCAUGUUUGGGGUGUGCAUGUUGUCUGCAGUUGACUACAAACACCUCACAGUUACUACAGAACACACCAGUGCCCACGAUGUGGCUCACUACAUUCUGGGCUUUACCAUCUUCACUAUUGCAUCAGUUUGUCAACACGGAUCUUUCCAGACCUUGGCGAGUCUGAGGAAGUCUUCAUCAGGUCAAGUUGAAAACACAAAGCAUUUGAUUCCAAGUGGUGGCCUGUUUGAAUAUGUGUGCUGCCCACACUUCUUCACAGAAAUCAUCAUUUACUUGGCCAUGAACAUUGUGCUAGGUUUCGAGCAUCAGACUGCUGUCGCUUACUUGAUUUUUGUCAUCGUGAACCAGUCGAUCAUGAGCUGGAUGUCUCACAGGUGGUACAGGGAGAAUUUCAGCAGUUAUCCACCAAAGAGGGCAGCUGUUAUACCUUUCAUUUUUUAAAAAACUAUUACAGUGUUUGACAAAUCUUUGAGAAAGUCACUAGCCCUCACAGAAGCUUUUGCUAUAGUGUCCUAUCUAAUAUAGUUAAUGAUGUCCUCUUGCCCAGAACAAAACUUCACUAGCUGGGACCAAGGGCUAGUGGAUUUGUUGAACCUGACUAUUACCAUUUACAAUUUUUUUUUAAUUUACUUUUAUAAACAAGUGAUAUAGAGUAGAAACAAAUUAAGUUACACUGCAACAUUUUACAAGUAGCAGUCUUGAUAGUCGCAUCUGAAAUAUUAAUAUUUUUAAUGUAAAUGUGUUCAGUUGAUUGGUUACGGACACUACCAAAUGUCACAUCUGCCAAUGAACAGUUAGAUUUGUAGCUGAUAAAAUGGAAAUCGUUAUUAAUCAUCUGAACUAUUUUAAAGCUGUAUUUUUCAAAUAUGGGAAAUGUUAUUAGUUUUGUUUGAAAGAUCCUUUAUUGUUAUAUCCUGUCUGUGGGAUGGUGCAUAUUAAAGAUCCCUUGCUAUUAAUCGAAAAAUAUAGCGGGUUUCCUCUCUGAGACUGUAUGUCAAAAUUACCAAAUAAAUCAAUGUGUUCUAGAGGAGUCGUUAAAACAAACAAACUUUAACUUUAUUGUUAUAUUCAGUGUUGAAUGAUUUUGCUCAUAUUUAUGUUUCGUAUUGGUUUGAACAAGGUAACAAAGUUAUCAUUUAUUUUACGACGGUUUCCUGAACAUUUUAAGCUAAGGAUGCACAUUGUUACUUUUCUGACGGUAUAAAUGUUUUCAUGUAUAUUAUGAUUUUAUGUCUAGAAACUCAGGUUUUGUUUGUAGCAAUGUACGUAACCAAACAUUAGUGACUUUACUAUUUCUUUGCCCAUCUUAGUUGAGUGUAAAACAGUAUAUUAUGCCUUUAAGGGAACUAUCAAGUCAAAUAUGAGCUUUAUGUGUUGAAAAAAUGCAUACCCUGAACCACCAACACAUACUGACAGUUUAAGAAAUGAAAAAUGCAUAAUUUUAGAAUUCCCAUGAUUAUUCCUGCUAACUAGGGGCAACCAUUUUUUUAUUUAUAGACUAGUACUUUAGCUUGGAAGAAAAGUAACGUCAGCUCCUAUAAACUACCGUACUCCUGUAUGCACAGAGUAAACAAACCUACUUAUUUAAGGCCAGGCGCUUCGCUUUGAUAAGCCUUGUAAAACAACAUAAAUGCCCUCAUAAUAUAAUAAGCUAUUUAACUAACCAUAUUUCAAUGUGCAUUAUUAAAAUAAAAUGGUGUUGCAGUAUUUUCCCCUCGACAACCAAGUGAUAAUUUCAUUUUCUUAGGAAUUACAUAAUUGAUCAGUUCUGUGAUUUUAGAUGGGACAGUCUACAUAAUCAAUAAUAUUACAGAAUUAUUUACUAAUUUGGUUGAUAAUGUCCAUUACCAUUUCAAGGUUGACAGGUUAUUUGUUGGAGAACGUUUUAAUUUUCUUCAACAAUCAAGAUCCACUACCUGCUGAUAACACAAGUGCCUACAUUUUUUCCAUACCAUUAAACAAAGACUAAUACAUUUAUUAGGACAUGUCAUGAUGCAUCAGAUUGGUAAAAAGACAGCACAAUAUCAUGUGAUGUUAAUAACACAGGUACAAAAUUUUUUUGUGUCUAGAUGGCAGUGUCACUACCAAACAAUUGAAAUUGCAUUGUCUGGUAAUCUAUCAAAGAUUCACCUGCCAAUCAGGAUUCACAGGUGGAGGUUCCUAAAAGAAUAGACCAAUUAACUAAGUAGACUGUCAUUUUAUACUUUCCGUAUGUAGGUUUCUGAAAUAUCUUGUCCUAAAAAGACAGAACAUGAUAUGUCAUUAACAUACCAGUAUGUUUGUUUGUUCAGUGUUAAGACAUAUACCUUCAAGUAUUACGUAACAACCUGCUCACAAGAGUGCGAAUUCAGUGGGAUGGAAAAAAGUGGCUGCGCCCAUUAUUUAUAAUAGUUGUCACAUGUUUACUGUUUUAUUAUAUAACAUUUAGUGCAAUAUCUUAAAAUAUCAGUGAAAUAAAAGGGUUAUCAGUCACUCAGUGACGACAACACAUUUUAGAGUGAAAAUUUCACUAUUUCA
Messenger RNA from Gigantopelta aegis, 2958 nucleotides. Its product is annotated as polyprenol reductase-like. Gene Ontology annotation, cellular component: endoplasmic reticulum. The transcript has 5 exons. The record is from RefSeq and is a predicted model, not a curated record. NCBI's taxonomy places the organism in Eukaryota, Metazoa, Mollusca, Gastropoda, Neomphalida, Peltospiridae. Gene Ontology annotation, biological process: polyprenol catabolic process; dolichol-linked oligosaccharide biosynthetic process. Bases 139 to 882 code for a protein of 247 amino acids. Gene Ontology annotation, molecular function: 3-oxo-5-alpha-steroid 4-dehydrogenase activity.